Molecule: messenger RNA, 3002 nt
Organism: Oldenlandia corymbosa var. corymbosa
Lineage: Eukaryota; Viridiplantae; Streptophyta; Magnoliopsida; Gentianales; Rubiaceae
Source: the annotation of a GenBank genome assembly
UUGAGAAUAUAAAGUUUUUUUCUCCACCAAAAUCAUUUAAAACAAUUUUUCAUUCUCUAAAAUCCUUUUUGUCUUUUUUUUUUGGGUAAAACUUUUAACUAGAGAAGAAAAAUUCAGAGUAUAUAUUACUUUUUCCUGUGUGCAUAUUGUAAAGAGUAAAAUAAAAAAUUUAAAAAGAAUUUUAAAAAAAAAGAAGGAAAAAAGGGCAAAAAUCGUAAAUGACUAAUAGAGCCUCAGCUUCCAAGCCGGUGAUUAUUAACACUCGGGCGAAGUAGCAGCGGCAGCGACGGCGGUAGUGAUUUAUUGUUUAUGACAGAGGCUACGGGAAGUGAGGAGAGAUUCGAAGAGACAAUGGCGAUGGAGCCCAAAGAAGUAAACGAAGAAGAAGAAGAAGACGAAGAUGAGGAUGGCCCACCCCCUGGGUUUGACUGCAUUGCCUUGCAGACCGAGACUCCGAAACUUAUUGCUGAACAAAUAAUGGUGGACAAGAUGGAAGAAGAACUUGAUGAAGAAGAUGAAGGAGAAGAAGAUGAUGAUGUAGAUGGCCCACCACCCGGAUGGUCUCCAAUUCCUCCUGCCCGUCAGCCUAAUCAUCAUACUUCUGGUCAGUAUAUUGGGCUCUUUUUUAAAUUAAAAAUAAAUAAUAAAAUUGAUUAUCUAAACUUUAGUACCUCAAUGCUCUGUUUGCUGUGCUUGAUUGUGUUCGUGAUUAAGAAUAAGCAAGGAAGGAAUUUUUGAAGUUCUUUCAGAUUCUCCCAAAUCUCGCUCUUUUCUUGUUUAUACACUUGGUGCUGUGCUUGAAUUAGAUUCAGACGCUCUUGCAUUGUUUCGUGGUGAGCUUGCCUUUCAUUCAGUUGUCAUUCCAUCUUUUAGUUCAUUUUAGUGAAGAGGUAAUCUUACAAGGCUUACCAGUUUGAGACGUUAGGGUGCAUAAAGUUAAACGCUGAAUUCAGUAUUCAUGUGGCUAAAUCUGCUUCAGUUAAUCUAGGAAGCAUAAAGAUUAUUUCUUUUGUAACUUGAAUGCAAGGGGCAAUUUUUAUUGGUCUAAAUGGAUGUUUGCACUUGAUUGGGAGGAUUUGAAAGUAGAAGGUACCUUAGAGUAGCUAUGGCUGUUAAGGUGAAAUCUAAAGCUUCGUGUUUGUAUUUUGGGAAGUGUCGAGCUCUGUUCUUCUAUCUCUUGUUCUGGUGAUGGAUUUAGUUGAUGGAGAGUCUUAGAAUGGGUUGCGUAGUCUGUUGGAUAAUAACCUUUUUGUUUGUCAGUCAUCUGGACCAUAAACAUGUAUGCAUUGCUAUGAAAAUCCCAACAAAAGGGAAUUCAAAUCUUGAACCAUCUGUUAUUACUUGCAUCUGCAUUGGCUUAAAUCCAGUUCAGUUGACUGAUUUGCAGCAUUCAGAUGUUGAAAUGUCAGAAAAACAAGAGGCUUUAGAAGAUGAUGAUGAGGAUGAUGGGCCUCCACCUGGAUGGGACUUGGUUCCACCAACCUCGCAAGGGGCAGACGCUGUUCCCUCUGGCUCUACAAGAAUUCUGUUAAUGUCAGACAGAGAAAUUGGAAGCCAUCAGGAAGGAGCUAGAGACAAUAAUGAAAGGACUAAACAAGGACAUGAAAUUGUACCUCCUUCGCCGAUGCUUCCAUCGACAACAUGUUCACUGAAAGCGCAGGCAUCAUUACCACAAGAGAAGGGGCAGAUGAUUUGUGGUUCUUGCCGGAAGUUGCUCACUUAUCCUCGAGGAGUCAAAUAUGUCCGGUGUUCAUGCUGCCAGACAGUUAAUCUUGUUUUAGAAGCUCAUCAAGUUGGACAAGUCAAGUGCGGUGGUUGUGCAGUUUUGCUGAUGUACCCAGAAGGAGCCCCAUCAGUCAAAUGCUGCUCUUGCCGCUAUGUCACAGAUAUUGGGGUAUGUACUCCUUUUACAUUCCUAUGCUAACCCAAGUACUGGAGAACUUUUUACUAUUACAUCUCAUUUUUUUUUAAUUUACAGUCAUUCAAUUUCUUUGGUUAAUAUGAAAGCUGAUAAUGAGAAAUAUUCAUCUGAAGAAAACUUUACAAGAUGGAAUAAAAAAAGCCGGAAACAAAUAUUUUAUUCCUGCCUUGCAGUUUUAAUAUGCUAAUAGUUGUUAAGCUUGGAAAACAUUGUAAAGUUGAAGUUUUCUAAGGGAUGAAAGGAAGAUGGUGAGGUAGAUUAUAUAUUUUGUCAAAGCUAACGCGAUUACUCUUUACGGGAAUAAUAUGGUUCUCUUGAAGGAAUUUUUUUGCAUCAACAGCCAAAAACUUAUUAUGAUAUUUGAAGUUUCAUUUAGAGUAACACUCUCUGUAAAUCAGCUAUAAAGCUAUGCUGGAAAAAUAUAUGUAUCCUUAUGUGGCAGUUCUCCCAGAGUUCAGUUAGCAAGUUACUAUGACCAAGUUAGAUUUUGUAACUAAGGCAAAUAUUCUUUACGGAAUGAAAAAUUGGUCGGUAUACAUUAUGUGUUGGAUGCAAAUGUGCAGGCUCACAACCGGCGUCCUCCUCUCUCUGUCCAACAAGCCCGGAGGCUUCCUUUCUUGAACCCUGUUCGCUGAAGUACUAUUCUCAAAGCCCAAGCCUUUUGCAGUGGUGAUUCUCAUCUGAUUAUAUGAAGCAACAUUAUUAACAUUUCUCCUAGGUGGCAUUGACUAAUUUAUUAUUGAGGCUAAUAUAUUGUCUUAAGAGUUAUUUUAAGUACAUGGUCAAAAAGAAGCAUCGACUUUGUAUAGUUGUAACAAUAGAUUACGGGGAUCUCUUCACCUAUGUAGGAGAACGAUUAGAUUUUGAAUCUGAACAAAAGCCUGCUCUGUAGAUCACUCUUAUUUUGAUGCACUUUGGAAAGUUCGAAAAAUUUCCCAUUUAAAGCGCAAUGUAUUAGGUUGCACUGAUGAAAGCGCAAUGUAUCUUGUGUUGUACUUCUGUUGUGGCUUACACAGAGUCAAUUACACUGCAGUGAAUUCUUUAUCAACUUUGAAAGGAAUAUGAGUUCGUUUUGUUUAAA